Molecule: messenger RNA, 1720 nt
Organism: Beta vulgaris subsp. vulgaris (sugar beet)
Lineage: Eukaryota; Viridiplantae; Streptophyta; Magnoliopsida; Caryophyllales; Amaranthaceae
Product: UDP-glycosyltransferase 87A1-like
Exons: 2
Molecular function (GO): UDP-glycosyltransferase activity
Source: RefSeq, a predicted model, not a curated record
UUACCAAUAAAGCAAAACAUGGAUAUAUCGGCCAACAAACUGUGUCACGUGGUAGCUCUCCCGUAUCCUGGAAGAGGCCACAUAAACCCCAUGCUCAACCUAUGCAAACUAAUCCUCUCAAAAUCUAAUAAAAUCUUCAUUACUUUUGUGGUUACUGAAGAGUGGCUAAGCCUCCUCAGCUCUGAGCUCAAGCAUCCACCACCUAACUUCCAGCUUGCUGCGCUUCCGCAGGUAAUCCCCUCUGAAACUGAACGUGGUGCUGAUGUAAUGGGUUUCAUCGAAGCCGUCCUCACUCGGCUCCAAGGUCCCUUCGAGCACCUCCUUGAUCGACUUCAGCCUCGGCCAACGGCCAUUAUCUAUGAUGUGAUCAUGAGUUGGGUUGUUGGCGUAGGAAAUCAAAGGAAUAUAGCAUUGGCGUCUUUUGUGACUGUGUCUGCAUCUUUUUUUACUCUUUACAUUCACUUUGAUUUGUUGGUACAAAAUGGUCAUGUCCCUGAUGCUGAUAUCUCAGAAAGAGGAAAUGAGCUUGUGGACUAUAUUCCGGGACUUCUGCCCAUAACUGUUGCGGAUAUGCCCACAUCUUUCCAAGGAGAUGAUGGUAAAAAAGUGCUACACCAAGUGAUUCAAGCAGUUGAUUCUCUAAACAAUUCCCAAUAUCUUUUGACCACAUCUAUCUAUGAAUUUGAAGAGCAAGCUAUCAAUUGCCUAAAAUCAAAAUUUCCAAUGCAACAUUAUCACAUUGGUCCAAUGAUACCAUAUUUCAACCUUACUAAUAAUGGAGAUAAUAAUAGUUCCUCAUACUAUUUCCAAUGGUUGGAUUCUCAACCAAAAGGCUCAGUGCUAUACAUUUCACAAGGAAGUUUUCUUUCAACUUCAAAUGAUCAAAGUCAGGAGAUUAUUGCCGGGAUUAAGGCUAGCAAUGUUCGAUUUUUGUGUGUAACACGUUGUGAUACUACAUUAUUGCUCAACAAUGAUGAAGUCGGAUUAUUUGUACCUUGGUGUGAUCAAUUAAAGGUGUUGUGUCAUCCUUCUGUUGGAGGAUUUUGGACGCAUUGUGGGUGGAAUUCUAUCUCGGAAGGUAUAUAUGCUGGCGUUCCCAUGCUCACUUCUCCUAUAUUUUGGGAUCAAUUACUCAAUAGCAAGAUGAUAGUUGAUGAUUUGAGGAUAGGAUGGAGGGUUGUAAAACAUAAUCAUUUUAAGGAUAAAGUGUUAGUGACAAAGGAAGAAAUAACACAAGUUGUGAGAAAAUUCAUGGACCCUGAAAAUUGUGAGCGGAAAGAAUUACUUAGUAGAGCAAAAGAGUUGAAAGAUACCUUCAUAAAGGCAACUACACAUGGAGGUUCAUCUGCUUUUCAUCUUGAUGCUUUUAUAUGUGACAUUCUUCAACAAGGCUAGCAAAACUCGAAAUUUAUUAAGAAAAAUGGUUAGAAGAGUAAUGUUCAACAUUCUUUUCUUUUAAGGAGAUUAGGAAAAUUAUGUUUAACUAUCUAGUAGGAGUAAUUGUUUCCUUUGAAGUAUUCAACUAUUUGGUACUCCUCUCUUGUUACUCUUGUUAAAGUUUUGUCUUAAGAAGACUCUCUUCUACUUGUAAGAUAGUUAACUAUAUUAUCAAAUAAAUACGGGACUUGUUUUCGUAGGAGUCGAAAAAAAGAGUCGUUUGUAAUUUUUGUUUUUGCUUGUAGUUUUUGAAAUAUAGUUGUUGCGAUAUCUGCUAUGGAUA